Molecule: messenger RNA, 1758 nt
Organism: Paramecium tetraurelia
Lineage: Eukaryota; Ciliophora; Oligohymenophorea; Peniculida; Parameciidae
Exons: 6
Biological process (GO): peptidyl-serine phosphorylation; protein autophosphorylation; intracellular signal transduction
Cellular component (GO): cytoplasm; nucleus
Molecular function (GO): calcium/calmodulin-dependent protein kinase activity; calcium-dependent protein serine/threonine kinase activity; calcium ion binding
Source: RefSeq, a predicted model, not a curated record
AUGGGCUCAUAAUGCUGUAAUGGAUAAACUAGAUCUCUCAAUAAUGAGAUAGUCAAUGACAGUAUCAAAAAUAGUUCUUUGUUCAAACAAUCGAUUCAUAGUCUCCCAUUCACUAAUCAAAUGCAAUGCAAUAAUGAUGAAAUUUUGGAGUUAAAGAAGGAAGAUUACAUGGGUCUUCCACUCAUAAGUGAAAAUGCAAGCCAAGUCGAAAAGGAGAAACAACAAUUUGGUGUCUCCCAAUUGACUGUGACUCAAGAUCCCAAGUCAAACAAUUAUUUAGGGAAUUCUUCAGAUCAAUAAAUUCAAGAAGGUUGCCAUUCAAAUCCAUCUCAAUCUACUCCGAUUAAGAGAAAGACAGUAACUUCCAUAGGUACUGUCAAAUUGGGAGCUGAUGUUUUUGUCAGUUUAAAAUAGGGUAGUAUUGGUAAAUUUUAUUCAACUGGAUCGACAUUGGGAGCGGGAGCCUAUGGAAAAGUAUGGAAAGUAACACACAAAACCACAGGGUUAAUAAGAGCCAUGAAGUAAAUCAAGAAAUCCUCAUUAAUACAUGAAGAAUAAUAAAGGUUGUUCGCUGAAAUGAAUAUCCUCAAAAAUUUGGAUCAUCCUCAUAUCGUGAAACUGUAUGAAUUGUACCAGGAUGCUUAGAAUUACUACUUAAUAACGGAGUACUUGAGUGGAGGAGAACUUUUUGAGAGAAUCAAGGCUAUGACCAUAUUUAAUGAGAAGAAAGCUGCAGAGUACAUGCGACAGAUCCUCUCUGCUGUGAUGUAUUGUCAUGAACAGAAGAUUGUGCAUAGAGAUUUGAAACCUGAGAACAUUUUAUUCGUUAAUGAUUCCUCAACUUCGCCAUUAAAAAUUAUUGAUUUUGGAACUUCCAGAAAAUACGACCCUUCUAAAAAGAUGACUAAGAAACUUGGGACUCCAUAUUAUAUUGCUCCAGAAGUAUUAAAGUAGGAUUACAAUGAAAAAUGCGAUAUUUGGUCAUGCGGAGUGAUUCUGUACAUUUUGUUGUGUGGAUACCCUCCAUUCACAGGGAAAACCGAGAAGGAAAUUAUGAAGAAGGUUGGGGAAGGGAAAUUUGAAUAUGAUGCUGAUGAUUGGGGUUAAAUAUCGAAGGAAGCCAAAAAUCUCAUUAAUAGAAUGUUGCAUACCAAUCCGAGUUAUAGGAUAUCAGCCAAGUAGGCAUUGAAUGAUCCCUGGAUAUUGAAGCAUUGUUCAUAGAUGAUCAUCAACAACAAUGUCAAUUUGAGGGUUCUUCAAAAUCUCCAAAAAUUUUAAGCUAAAUCAAUCUUCUCUUAAGCUGUGUUAUCGUAUAUAGCUUGUUAAAUGACAAAUCAAUUCGAACAAGAUGAAUUGUUAAAAACAUUCCAAAGUCUCGAUAAAAAUAAUGAUGGAAUAUUGUCAAAGGAGGAGUUGAUCGAAGGAUACAAUAUAAUCUAUUAAGAUAAGGAGAAGGCAGAGUAAGAAGUUAUUAAGAUUCUUCAAUUGAUAGACUUGAAUCAAAGUGGUUAAGUUGAUUUUUCAGAGUUUUUGAUGGCAGCUAUGAAUUAGGAGAAACUAGUUUCCUUGUAGAAGGUCAAGGCUGCAUUUAAAGUGUUCGAUGCGAAUGAUGAUGGCAAGAUCUCUAAAUAGGAAUUAGAAUUAAUGAUAGGGACUCUGGAUCAAGAAUUGUGGGAAUAGAUUCUUGAAGAAUGCAAUGCUCAAGAAUUUAUAACAGAAAAAGAAUUUAUUAAUAUCUUACUUAGUUAAAAAAUUUGA